Molecule: messenger RNA, 694 nt
Organism: Nicotiana tabacum (common tobacco)
Lineage: Eukaryota; Viridiplantae; Streptophyta; Magnoliopsida; Solanales; Solanaceae
Source: RefSeq, a predicted model, not a curated record
AAGCUAGAACGUUAAGCCUACCGUUAGAAUCCAGCUCACCCAACUCUUUAAAAGGCAAAAUCUAGACUUCCUUCCUCCAUAUCCUCUGUGCAUUCCGUCACCCACCCCAAACUCCAUAGAAGCAAAGAACAAAAAAAAGGGAAGCAAGAGAUGGGUAUGGUAGUGGUUAUAUCACUUCCAUUUAUAAUAUUCACAAUAUUUGUUGGAUUUGGGUGUUAUUUUCUUGGAAGAGCUAAAGGUAGACAAGAUCUCAGAACCAAUCCCCAAAUUUUUGGGGUACCCACUCCACCUCCCGCUGCUGCUCCUUUGCCUUCAACUCAUUUCAAGCAUGACAACACUUCCAAUGUGUAAAGCUUCGAGGCAUACUCGCUUUAAUUUUGUUUUGUGGGGUUCAUUUUACUUGUGCAGAGAUUUAAAUGAUACGUACUUCUUACCGCGUUGUUAUGAAGUUGUACUGCGAAUUACUGAGGGAUUAUGAUUUAUCAUAUUAGUAAAGAAAUUGUAACAAGUGGAUGUGAAGUUUGCCUUCAUAUCUACAUUAGAAUUUAAAUUCUAUUACGUUUUCAAUAACUUUGAUUUCCUCAACUAUCAUUUCAACACUUUUAGAGCACAUUUGAUGAAGGCAAGCAUGAAGUUGUAGUCUUAAAAGACUUUUUAGGACCAGCAAAUCUGAUUGCAAAAUAUCUGUAGGCAC